AUGUCAGCGAUUGACGACACUCCCCUUGCCGCCUCGCCGCACGAGCGCCGCAAUUCCCUGGAGAAGCACCUACAGAUGCGACCGGACAUGCAGGACCUCAAGAACCGCCAUAUUCUGCUGGACACCAAUGUCGCCCCGGCUCUGCAAGCUGCUCAACAGGACCUCGAUCGCCAGCGCGCUUCGGACAGCCUGAAGAAGAAUCUGGAGAAGAGACCUGGACGGGAUCAGCUGGUGGAGCGUAAUUCUCCCUUUCCCUCUCUGUCUUGCCUACAACCGUUGCUAUCUUGCUAUCCUUACAGCCCCGUACUAACUAGCAAAGGUAAUAUCCUUCCCGCCUCGACUGCUGCCCCGGCGCUGCAGGCCAAUGCCAAAGAACUUGAGCGACACAUGCUGGCCGACAACCUGGAACACAAGAUUCAGAACCGACCGGAGCCAGAGGAGCUCAUUACACAGGGUAUCCUCUCCGAAGACGAAGACCCGCGCUCCGCUUGA
Molecule: messenger RNA, 492 nt
Organism: Penicillium macrosclerotiorum
Lineage: Eukaryota; Fungi; Ascomycota; Eurotiomycetes; Eurotiales; Aspergillaceae
Product: RPEL repeat-containing protein
Exons: 3
Coding region: 1-492 (163 amino acids)
Source: RefSeq, a predicted model, not a curated record